AGUCUUUCUAGAGGGUUUUGCAAUUAAUCAAUUCAACUGUGCCCCGGAUUUGCCCAAAACCAUGGGACUGUAAUUUUGACUAUUCCGCUGUUAACCCCUGUAACUUGAAGCGUUAUCCACUAGAAGCUGUCAUUAUCUGGAAUUUAAGAAAUCAAAACCAGGGCAAGCCAAUCUAUUCCUCGUGGGCCCUAUCCGGUGCCGAUUUUUCUCCUGUAAGGCGCUACUAGAUUUUCCUUUGAUCACAAAACCCCCUGCCUUUAUAAGGGAGGCUCUGCCUCCCCUAAAAUUCAAUUCAUUUUCAUACCUAUUCAUUAGAUUUGUGCAGAGAAGAUCUAACAACAAAAAUGCCAAGCGCUACUGCAGGGAAGGUUAUUACAUGCAAAGCUGCCGUGGCAUGGGCAGCAGGGGAGCCCCUUAAGAUAGAACAUGUGCAAGUGGCACCUCCACAGGCAAUGGAAGUCAGGAUCAAAAUCUGCUAUACUUCAUUGUGUCGCACAGACCUCGUUUUCUGGCAAGCAAAGGGCCAAACUCCACUUUUUCCUCGCAUCUUUGGACAUGAAGCAGCUGGAAUAGUAGAAAGUGUGGGAGAAGGGGUAACUGAUAUGAAGGAGGGUGACCAUGUACUGCCUGUAUUUACAGGGGAAUGUGGAGAAUGCAGGCACUGCAAAUCAGAAGAAAGCAAUAUGUGUGAUCUGCUAAGGAUUAACACAGACCGAGGGGUUAUGCUUGGUGAUGGCAAGUCGAGGUUCUCUAUCAGGGGACAACCCAUUUAUCACUUCUUGGGGACAUCCACAUUCAGUGAAUACACCGUUGCACACGUUGGCUGUGUUGCCAAAAUAAAUCCUGCAGCUCCUCUCAGCAAAGCCUGUAUUCUGAGCUGCGGUGUCUCCACAGGGAUGGGAGCUACAUUGAAUGUGGCCAAACCUAAGAAGGGUUCAACCGUGGCAAUAUUUGGUCUUGGAGGUGUUGGGCUUGGGGCUGCUGAAGGAGCAAGAAUUGCAGGAGCUUCUCGGAUUAUAGGCAUCGAUUUAGUCCCUGAAAGAUUUGAAAAAGCAAAACAGUUUGGUGUGACAGAAUAUAUCAACCCAAAAGACCAUCAGAAACCUGUUCAGCAGGUAAUUGCAGAAAGAACUGAUGGAGGAGCAGACUACAGUGUGGAAUGCACAGGAAAUAUUAAUGCAAUGAUCCAGGCUUUUGAAUGUGUUCAUGAUGGGUGGGGCGUGGCAGUAUUAGUAGGAGUGCCUCAUUCAGAGGCAGCUUUCACAACCAGUCCUCUCAACUUCCUGAAUGAGAGAACAUUAAAAGGGACAUUCUUUGGGAACUACAAGCCCAAGUCAGAUCUGCCAGGCCUUGUGGAAAAGUAUCUGAGUAAGGAGCUUGAGUUGGAGAAGUUCAUUACUCAUGAAGUCCCCUUUGCUGAGAUCAACAAGGCGUUUGAUUUAAUGGUGCAAGGGGAGGGCCUGAGAUGUGUCGUGAAACUGGAAGAUUAGAUGGUGAAGGAGAUUUUAGUAGUGUGGAAGAUUUUGGCUGGCUCAUGGAUGUCAAUAGUUGAAAGAUAAUGGAGGUUUUUACAAUGGACUGUAAUUUAAAUAAAAGCAGCUAGGUUAAUUUGGGUUUCUUGUAAAGGAUUAAAUAAAGCCUGGCAUGAUUAUGUGCAGAUAUAUUAGGAUAUUUUUGGUGUGUUUAAAAUUACUUCUGUCAAAAGUCAAUAAAGAAAGUAUUCAAAAGUUUAGUUUC
Messenger RNA from Cryptomeria japonica (Japanese cedar), 1737 nucleotides. RefSeq names its product alcohol dehydrogenase 1. Gene Ontology annotation, cellular component: cytosol. The transcript is spliced from 10 exons. Gene Ontology annotation, molecular function: zinc ion binding; S-(hydroxymethyl)glutathione dehydrogenase [NAD(P)+] activity. Gene Ontology annotation, biological process: formaldehyde catabolic process. Lineage: Eukaryota; Viridiplantae; Streptophyta; Pinopsida; Cupressales; Cupressaceae. The coding region runs from base 345 to 1490 and encodes 381 amino acids. The record is from RefSeq and is a predicted model, not a curated record.